CCAAGCCGUGCCCGAGAGCAGGGCGGUGACGCGGGGUCGAUCGUUUCCAGCUUCUCCCCACCCCGUCCCUGGAGAGGGGAGGAGUGAGAGUGAGAGUGAGAGGUUGAGGUUGCUGGAAAGGGGCGUCUGUCCCCUUCCAGUCUUUUCUGGUGCUUCCUUUCGAAGUGUGGCCCGGUCAGCCAGAGUAGUAGAACGAAACCAGUGGUUACAAGUGAACUGGUCCAGGCUACUGGAAGCAACAUCCAGGAUGGCAGAAUGGAAUGAAGACGUGGUGAUUGCUGCAUGUAGUCAGAGUUUGCUAGCUAAGCCCUGAUGUGAAUGCUGAUCAGCUGAAUAUCGGAUGACAUGUCAGCUCCUGAUGACAAAUCCCUGUUGAAGGAAUAGGGGCUACUGCCCAUGUGGGAGAACGUCCCACUGAUCCUGCCAUGGAGUCUGAGACCACAGCAACAACCAUUUUGGCUUCAGUUAAAGAACAGGAGCUCCAGUUUGAAAGGCUUACAAGAGAGCUUGAGUUGGAACGGCAGAUUGUUGCAAAUCAGCUAGAAAAAUGCAAGCUGGGAACUGAAUCACCAAGUGCUGCCAGUAUCAGCUCAACUGAAAAGUCCUUCCACUGGAGACAGACAGAUGACCCAAUAGGAGGAAUUAAUAGACGCAGAGUUACUGAAAACAUUCAACCCCAAUCCUUUAGUGUUGAAGCAGGCUGUGAAAAGUUACCAACUCCUGCACCUGAGCAAACUUCUCUUCAUGAAAGUGAGGGAUCUAUUGGAAACUCACGAAGCUCCACACAAAUGAAUUCCUAUUCUGAUAGUGGUUACCAGGAGACUGCAGGCAGUUAUUAUAGCAGCCAGAACUUGAUCAAGCCUAACACAAGAAACCUACAAGAAUCUGUUCAGAGCAGCACCAACAGUAAUCACCUGGUGCGAAAUUCAAGGCCAGAGGGACAGUCUGUUGGCCAGGGUCCAAUGAAUGUUGCUGUUACAACCAGUAGGGCAAUGAGAAGAGUUAGUUCAGUUCCAUCUCGAACACAAUCACCAGCUUAUGGUACUGGAAUGUCACCGUCGAGGGGAUCCCUGAGAACAUCACUUGGGAGUGCUUAUGGGUCACCAGCAUCAACUGAACCUCGGUCCAAUAAUUCUGCAGUUUAUUUGUCCUCUACAAUGCCAGCUCAGAGAGCAGGCUCUCCACACGCUCCACAGAGAACUGCAUCACCAGCUACAGUUAGACGAAUUGGUUCAGUUACAAGACAACCCACUAACUCCAGCAGAGCCACCUCUCCUUUCCAAACUUUAGGUUCUUCGUUGAGACUGGGUUCACCUCUCUCUUUGGCAAAUGCACAAACAAGAAUAAAUUCUCCACCCCAAGCUCAAACCGGAUCAUCAUCUCCUGCACGGUCUACUAUGACCGCUGUUCCUCAGCGUAUGGCAGCACCGCUGCAAAGAUCUCAUGCCAUUGAUGCUGAUUUUUAUUGUCUGCAGUCACCAGAAAUCUAUGAGAGGAUGGUUCCACCACGACCAGACAGCCUUGCAGGAUUGCGUAGUUCAUACGCCAGUCAACACAGUCAGUUGGGACAUGAGUUGCGUUCUACCAUGUCUCCUGAUUUGCAUAUUACUCCAAUCUAUGAAGGAAGAACACUCCAAAGCCCGGCUUAUCGCAGUCCCAGUCAUGCAGGUGUGGAACUUCUUCAUGGCAAUCAAACUGCAGUGUUUCGUACAGGCUCAGCUAUUGGAAACCUACAGAGAUCAGCCAGUCAACGUAGCACUGUGACUUACCAAAGAAAUAAUUUUGCUCUAAAUUCAGUGGGCAAUUACGGUGAUCCAUACAGAGUUCCAUAUCGACCACCCGAAUCUACCUAUUCCAGACAUCAUUACAGCAUUCCAGCAGAUGAGACUACAACAAGAUCUCCAUCAAUUGACAGUAUCCAGAAGGAUCCAAGGGAAUUUGCUUGGCGUGACCCAGAAUUACCAGAAGUGAUUCAUAUGCUCCAGCACCAGUUUCCAUCGGUUCAAGCAAAUGCAGCAGCCUACUUGCAGCACCUCUGUUUUGGUGAUAACAAGGUGAAAACGGAGGUCUGUAUGUUAGGUGGAAUUAAACAUUUAGUUGAUCUUCUGGAUCAUAAAGUCCUCGAAGUACAUAAAAAUGCAUGUGGUGCACUUCGGAACCUGGUUUAUGGAAGAACAACUGAUGAGAAUAAAAUAGCCGUAAAAAAUGCCGGCGGAAUCCCAGCUUUAUUGCGUUUGUUACGAAAAACAGUGGACGCAGAAAUGCGGGAACUCAUUACUGGAGUUCUCUGGAAUUUGUCUUCAUGUGAUGCAGUGAAGAUGCCAAUUAUUCGUGAUGCUCUAACAACUCUCACAAAUAGUGUCGUGAUACCUCAUUCAGGGUGGAGCAGCUCUUCUUUUGAUGAAGACAGAAAAGUGAAGUUCCAUGCUUCUUUAGUACUGCGAAAUACUACUGGAUGUCUAAGAAAUCUUAGCUCUGCAGGUGAAGAGGCUCGAAAGAAGAUCCGAUCUUGUGAGGGAUUGGUGGAUUCAUUACUAUAUGUGAUCCAGAUGUGCGUUAAUGCUGCAGAUUACGAUAGCAAGACUGUUGAAAACUGUGUUUGCAUCUUGAGAAACCUGUCCUAUCGCUUAGAGUUAGAGGUUCCACAAGCUCGUCUGAUGGGAACAAGUGAACUUGAUGGAUUACUUGGUAGUGACUCUCCCAAUAAAGAUGCUGAAACUGGUUGCUGGGGUAAGAAGAAGAAAAAGAAAAAGAAAGAGCCCCAGGAAGAUCAGUGGGAUGGAGUAGGUCCAAUACCCGGAUUUUCUAAAUCCCCAAAAGGAGUUGAAAUGUUGUGGCAUCCGUCAAUAGUGAAACCAUAUCUCACUCUCCUUGCUGAAAGUUCAAACCCAGCCACAUUGGAAGGAUCCGCUGGAUCUCUACAGAAUUUAUCAGCAGGAAACUGGAAGUGGGCAGCAUACAUACGAGCUGCAGUCAGAAAAGAGAAAGGCCUUCCGAUUCUUGUGGAACUUCUGAGAAUGGACAAUGAUCGGGUUGUUUGCUCUGUUGCUACUGCAUUGAGGAACAUGGCCCUUGAUGUUCGAAACAAAGAACUAAUAGGCAAGUAUGCAAUGCGGGAUCUUGUGCAUCGUCUUCCAGGAGGUUCAACACUAAUAAUGCUUUCUGAUGACACUGUUGCUGCUGUUUGUUGUGCUUUACAUGAGGUUACUAUUAAGAAUAUGGAAAAUGCAAAAGCUUUAGCCGAUGCUGGAGGAGUCGAGAAACUUGUAAAUAUUACAAGGGGGAAGGGUGAAAGGUAUUCCCUGAAAGUAGUUAAAGCAGCAGCUCAAGUUUUAAACACAUUAUGGCAAUAUCGUGACCUUCGCAGCAUUUACAAAAAGGAUGGUUGGAAUCAAAGCCAUUUCAUUACACCAAUUUCUACUCUGGAACGUGACAGACACAAAAUCUCUACAUCCCACCCAUCCUUAUCAACAAACAAUCAGAAUAUGUCACCUGUUCUUCAUUCUGUGGCGAGCACAACCUCUUCACCAGCACUCUUGGGAAUUAAGGAUCAACGCUCCAACUAUGAAAAGACAAAGACAUCUAUGCAAUAUUACAACAGCCCUGGAGACAAUAUGACACAUACAAAUUUAACUAUAGGUUCCAGUAAACCAUCACCUAUUUACAUAGGUUCCUAUUCUUCACCAGCUAGAGAGGAAUCUAGACGACUUCAUCAUCCACAGAUGUACUAUGGCCAAGAAGAAUCAAUCAGAAGAAAUUAUGAUGCAUAUAGAUUGUAUAUGCAGUCUCCACACUGUUAUGAUGACCCCUAUUUCGAUGACCAAAUUCAUUAUCCAACAGCCACUGAUUAUACAUCACAACAUGGACUAAAAACAUCAACUAAUUAUGUGGAUUUAUAUUCUGCUACACGGCCAUCUUACAGAGCAGACCAAUACCCAGGAUCCCCAGAUUCCUGGGUUUAACACUUGAAAAAAUAAAAGAACAAUGUCUUGUUGCUCUGUUUCUGAUUAUAAGUGAUCAUUGAUGUAAGACAUUUCUAGUGGAGACAAUGUGAAUGUAACUUUUAGGAAGGAAUUCAGGAUGUGUUUUUUAACAAGGAAAUCAUGGAAGCAAAUGCAAAGGAAGAUUGAUGGGAGAGUCUUUAACUCUGUAUAGAUGUUAGAUUUCGUAUGUGUAACUCUUGUAGUUUGGUGGAGGUGUAGGCCAUGUGAUGAAAGGUUUGCGGUGGAAGAAAAUAAUUGGAGAAGGUGCGGGCCAAAUAAAAUGUGAAACUUCUGUGAAUAGUCUCACUCUGGUUUGUACAGACAUUUUAAAUAUAUACACUGUUUUGUUUAACUAAAAUAAUGAGCCUUCAAAUUAUGUAUUACAUUUCCCCUUGUAAAUUUGCUUUCUUUGGUGUAAAUAUGGAAAUGCCAUAUGAACAAGGGUAGCUGUUAUUUCAGAAAGCAGUGUCUUAUAUUGAAAUUAAAUUUAAAAAUCUAAGUGUCAUACAAGAGAUAAAAUAUUCUAAAUGAAAAUAUGUCACAUUUUGUUUUAAAGGAGUUUUGUAAUUUCAAAGAACAUGCUUUUCCCAGUGAACUGGAUACUUAUUUUUCCAUUCCCAUUCUGUGGCUAGUUUCACUGCCAUUUGCGAUAUGCAUUUAUAAAUAAAUGUGAUCAUUUCAUUCA
This is a messenger RNA of Stegostoma tigrinum, 4668 nucleotides long. RefSeq names its product plakophilin 4 (gene pkp4). The record is from RefSeq and is a predicted model, not a curated record. NCBI's taxonomy places the organism in Eukaryota, Metazoa, Chordata, Chondrichthyes, Orectolobiformes, Stegostomatidae. Gene Ontology annotation, molecular function: cadherin binding. Gene Ontology annotation, biological process: cell-cell junction assembly; cell-cell adhesion. Gene Ontology annotation, cellular component: cytoplasm; adherens junction; nucleus. The transcript has 23 exons. Bases 426 to 3962 code for a protein of 1178 amino acids.